GUGCACAAGCCCACUCUCCUCGAGUGUGUCGAAAGUGCGGGCUGUGAGCUGCAGGCCAUCCCGUCUCCUUCCUGCUCUUCACUCUGGCUGGAAGGAGCAAGACCAGAGGCAGUGAAGGGGAAGAUGCACAAGUUGCAUUUCAGCGGGGACCCUGUACCGGAUUGUGUGUUGAACGACAUCCAGACACUUAAUAAACUCUCCAGCCAGCAAUUCUCAGCAUUGACCGAGAUAAUCUUCAGCUUUAUUACACAACCCACCGAGUCAGAACGAUUAUUAAGUCAACUCAGUGAGUUUGCCUCUCAGAAUGGAAUGAGCCCAGGCCCACUGAAAAAUAUUAUGAAAAGCAUCCUCUUGGUUCCUACUGGUGCCUUGAAAAGGAAUUUGACAGCUGACCAUGUCAAGACUGAUUUUGUUACUCUGGGGCUAAGUGAAGAGAAGGCUGGAUGCUUUGCAGAUCAGUGGAAAUUGAAUUCUGCAGUGCUGUCAAGACUGGCAGUGGGACAAACGUUGACUGUCAAUCAAUUAGUAGAUAUGGAGUGGAAAUUUGGAGUAACAGCAGGGAGCAGUGAAUUGCAAAAGGUUGGCAGCGUAUUUUUACAGUUAAAAUUUGUUAUAAAGAAGGGGAACAAGAGUGAAAAUGUUUACAUGGAGUUGACUUUACCACAGUUCUAUAACUUCUUACAUGAAAUGGAACAAGCCAAGGCUAGCCUUGAAUGUUUCAGUUAAAUUGCUGCAUCAUUAUUCAUCAAAUUGUUUGAACUAUAAACAAAGCUCAUUUUCUACUUGUUCAAAAAAUCCAUUUGUACAUUCAAGUGCAAUAAAUCUUCAUUAUUUAUAA
Messenger RNA from Chiloscyllium plagiosum (whitespotted bambooshark), 838 nucleotides. It is a transcript of the gene commd7, whose product is annotated as COMM domain containing 7. Lineage: Eukaryota; Metazoa; Chordata; Chondrichthyes; Orectolobiformes; Hemiscylliidae. The record is from RefSeq and is a predicted model, not a curated record. Gene Ontology annotation, biological process: tumor necrosis factor-mediated signaling pathway; negative regulation of DNA-templated transcription. Gene Ontology annotation, molecular function: NF-kappaB binding.